Messenger RNA from Aspergillus nidulans FGSC A4, 1341 nucleotides. RefSeq names its product protein xptA. Gene Ontology annotation, molecular function: transferase activity, transferring alkyl or aryl (other than methyl) groups. The transcript has 2 exons. Lineage: Eukaryota; Fungi; Ascomycota; Eurotiomycetes; Eurotiales; Aspergillaceae. The coding region runs from base 1 to 1341 and encodes 446 amino acids. Gene Ontology annotation, biological process: alkaloid metabolic process. The record is from RefSeq and is a predicted model, not a curated record.
AUGUUGAAACACAGUUCCGCUGCCACUAAAGAGAACGACUCGCCAAAGCUCAAGGUCCUGGAUAUCGUGUCCAAGUUGGAACCGUCUCUAGAUCACAGUCAUACACACUGGUGGAAGCUCACCAGCCCGCAGCUGGCUCUGAUGCUGGAGGCGGCCGACUAUUCCAUCGAGAAGCAGUUUGAGACUCUCCUCUUCCACUACCACUGGGUCGUCCCCUAUCUCGGCCCCAAACCCGACGCAGAUGGCAACUUUAAGUGGAGGUCUCUCGUCUCAGAUGUUGGCAUCCCCCUUGAAUACUCUUGGAAAUGGGAUACAGCUACCAGCGGGCCGGAUGUGCGCCUCACAAUUGAGCCCAUAAACGAGCUCAGCGGCACCCGGGUUGACCCUCUCAACCAGGCCCCUUCUCUGGAGUUACUCCACCGUCUCGCCGAAAUACUGCCCCGACUAGAUGUGUCCUGGGCUAGCCACUUCCUCUCUACAUUCUAUGAUCAUGACAAGCUCAAGUACAUAAAGGAAUCCGAGAGCGAAACGGGGAUGCCCCUCCGCUCCACCAUGUUGGUUUGCUUCGAAUUCGGCCGCAAUGGCAUCACGACCAAGACGUAUAUGAGCCCGCGGAAGCUCGGACAGCAAGGAUUCGCCCCCUUGUCAGAUUACCACUCAGCCAUUGCAGCCCUCGGACCGAGUUGUGCCCUUGAUGCCGUGACCGAGUUUUUGAACAACAGCCCGGAAGGGCCGCACCUGAGCCCUUUCAUGCUGGCCGUUGACAACAUCAUCCCGUGCUCUUCCCGACUCAAAUUAUACUUCGCCACGCCCCGGACAAGCUAUAACUCGAUCCGCGAAGUUCUAACCCUGGGCGGCCGCCUAUCGACCGUGACUCUGGAGUCGAAGCUCCGCGCAAUCCACGAACUUGUUAAAGCCAUCAUGCCCUUCCCGCCUGAUCUUCCCGACGAUGCCGAUAUCCCCUUCCCAGAGCAGGUCUUGUCCCCAACUGUGCAGGACCUAGCUGAAUCCUCCGACAUGGCGAAUCAACGGCCCGCCUUCGUCGCUGGUUACCAAUACUACUUCGACAUCGCCCCUGGCGCCUCCCUUCCUGAUAUCAAGUUUUACAUCCCCAUUCGCAAGGCACAAAUGAAUGAUCAGGCUGUCGCGACUGGUCUGACAAAUUGGAUGAGGGCGCAAGGACGGGGUGCGUUCUGCAAUGCCUAUACACGAGUUCUGGAAGGUUUAGCCGGUGGCAGGGAUUUGAGUAAGUGCCAUGGACUGCAUACUCAUAUCUGCGUCAUGCUCAAGGGUAAUGGGGAGUUUGACGUCACUUCUUAUUUGGCACCGGGCUGCAAGUGA